Molecule: messenger RNA, 3297 nt
Organism: Emys orbicularis (European pond turtle)
Lineage: Eukaryota; Metazoa; Chordata; Testudines; Emydidae
Gene: PPFIBP2
Product: PPFIA binding protein 2
Exons: 29
Coding region: 1-3297 (1098 amino acids)
Biological process (GO): neuromuscular junction development
Cellular component (GO): presynaptic active zone
Molecular function (GO): protein binding
Source: RefSeq, a predicted model, not a curated record
AUGGCGCUGGAGCUCGGACUCGGGCAGCUGGACUCCACUCGCCCUAGGGAGCGGGGCGCAGGGGCCAGUGCGCGGCCAGGGGCGGCCGCUGCGCGCGCGUCUUCUCCAGCCCGGAGAGCGAGCACAGCGCCCGCGCAGCUGCGCCGGCCGGGGCAAAGCGCGCGCCCCGGGGCGCCACGCCGAGGGGAACCGGGCUGCUCGGGUCAGUGCCGCCGGGCAGCCCCGCGACUGCCUGGGCGGGAGGGACCAAGUCUGUGCUGUGCCCCGCCAACAAACGGUACUAAGGCAGCCACAGAGUAUGCAAAUGGCAUAUAUGACAUUGUGUCACCUGCUCCAUCAGUAUAUUUGGGCACAUUCCAAAUUUUGCAUCUGCUAGAAGACCUGAAGAUGGCACUAGAAAUGCUAGAGGAUCCUCAAGAGAGAGAAGCAUUACGGAAUCAGAUACCGGGGGAUACAGCAAGAUGUAUACGGGAGUGGCUGGAGGAAAACCUGUCUCAGGUGAAUCAUCUUUCUUCUGCUAACAAUGAAACCUAUCAAGAACGACUGGCACGAUUAGAGGGUGAUAAAGAGUCCCUCGUAUUGCAGGUGAGUGUCCUCACGGAUCAGGUGGAGGCCCAAGGAGAGAAAAUCCGGGACCUAGAAGUCUGUCUUGAGGGGCAUCAGCUGAAACUUAAUGCUACCGAAGAAAUGCUUCAACAGGAGCUGCUAAGUCGAACGUCACUAGAGACUCAGAAACUAGAUCUAAUGGCAGAAGUUUCCGACCUGAAGAUUAAGUUGGUUGGCAUGGAAAAGGAACAGAGUGAAUAUGAAGAGAAGCAGAACAAAGCUGAGUCAGUAGUGAACCUGAUCAGUGAGCUACAGGAGCAGAUGUGUAGACUACAGCUGGAAAUUAAUAGUAAAAUCCAGGAAAGAAAGUCUCAAAAUAGGAAACCUGAACUGACAGCUAAUGGUCCUCAGGCCAGCACAAGAUCAGUGGUAGAGAGCCUCACCCAGAAGAAUUGCUCUCUGUGUGAUGGUUUGCUUCAGGAACUCAAACAUCUCAAAAUUAAAGUGGAAGAGCUGGAAAAUGAAAGAACCCAAUAUGAAUGGAAAUUAAAAGCAACCAAAGCUGAAAUAGCCCAGCUUCAGGAGCAGUUAGCUCUCAAAGAUGCAGAAAUUGAACGUUUACAGAGUCAGCUCUCCAGGACCUUGGUACAUAAUGAAAUUGCAGAAAGAGAGGAACUAUAUAGGAGAAGGCUAAAAGAAAAACAUCAAGAAGUUCAACGACUGAAGAUAGGAAUGGAAUCGUUGUUAGCUGCAAAUGAAGAAAAGGACCGUCGAAUAGAGGAGUUAACAGUGCUGCUAAGCCAGUACAGAAGGGUGAAGGAGAUAAUGUUAGCAGCUCAUGGCUCUUCAGAAAGAAUUCUGUCUGGUAGCAGUGAAGAGGAAUUUGAGGCAAGUUUGAAGAAGUGGAAUCUCAUGAAUAAGCCCCAAGCAGAAUUACUCAAACCCGAGGUACCUCCAGGAGAAUUGUCACCAACUAUGGAGUCUUUACUGCCACAAAAAACUCUGGAAAUCAGUGGAAGCAUUCCAGUUCCUUCAAAUAACUUUAUUUCUCCACAUGAGGAAUCUUUGGAAACCAGAAGUAGGGUUCCACAGAAAAAAAUGUCAAGUAGUCUAGAGGACUUGCAGAGUGAAUCCCUGGAAAAGCAUGUAGACGGGAAACCAGUAGAACCUGUUGUAGAACAAGAGAAUAAACCAUAUGUGAAGAGUAACAAAUAUCAGACCUUGCCAGGGAAGCUUCUUCGACCCACACACAACGGAGAUCGCGGAACAUACAAUACUCCCACUUCCCUAAAUGUAUUUGGAAUGAAUGACAAUGAGGACAACCGUGUACUGAGCCUGAGAAUGACUGAAGAUCGCAUCAGGAGUAUUAGUGCACCAAUAUUAGGAGAGACAGAGAAUAUGGAUGGUACAAUAACUUCAGAUGAACUUUCACCCCUUUCUUCUGGAACAGAAUCGGGUCCACAGUCUCCAGAAAAUAAAAAGAGCCCAAAAGGCAUCAGGAAAAUCUGGGGAAAAAUAAGAAGAACUCAGUCAGGUAACUUCCAUGCAGACGAUCUAGGUUUAGCUGAAUUUCGAAGAGGUGGUCUCCGUGCAACAGCUGGACCUCGAUUAUCUAGAUCAAAGGAAACUAAGGGGCAGAAGAGUGACUACAAUGCCCCCUUUGCUCAGUGGAGCACUGAAAGAGUUUGUAACUGGCUUGAGGACUUUGGUCUUGGUCAGUAUGUCAUUUUUGCACGGCAGUGGGUGACUUCUGGCCACACGUUAUUAACAGCAACACCUCAGGAUAUGGAAAAGGAACUAGGAAUAAAACAUCCUCUGCACAGGAAGAAAUUAGUCUUGGCCGUUAAAUCAAUAAAUACAAAACAGGAUGAUAAAUCUGCACAACUAGAUCAUAUCUGGGUGACACGAUGGCUUGAUGAUAUUGGCUUACCUCAGUACAAAGAUCAGUUUCAUGAAUCCAGAGUUGAUGGGAGAAUGUUGCAGUACUUAACUGUGAAUGACCUUCUCUUUCUGAAAGUCACCAGCCAGCUGCAUCAUCUCAGUAUUAAAUGUGCCAUUCACGUGCUGCAUGUCAACCAGUUCAACCCCCAUUGUCUACGUAGAAGGCCAGUUGAUGAGAAUAAUAUUUCACCUUCUGAAGUAGUGCAGUGGUCCAAUCACAGAGUGAUGGAAUGGCUUAGAUCAGUAGAUCUGGCAGAAUAUGCACCAAACCUUCGAGGAAGUGGAGUUCAUGGUGGCCUCAUUAUUCUUGAACCUCGCUUUAAUGGUGACACACUGGCAAUGCUUCUUAACAUUCCACCUCAAAAGACCCUCCUGAGACGCCACCUGACCACUAACUUUCAUGUGUUAAUUGGGCCAGAAGCACAACAAGAAAAAAGAGAAAUAAUGGAAUCUACAGCUUACACACCUCUGACCACCACUGCUAAAGUUCGGCCAAAGAAACUUGGAUUUUCACAUUUUGGAAACCUACGAAAAAAGAAAUUUGAUGAAUCUACAGAUUACAUUUGUCCUAUGGACACAAGUCCAGGUGCAACUAAUGGUACUCAGAAGAGCUAUGGUGGAUACAAAGGACUUAAUCAACUCACUGAUAGGGAAUUGGACAAACUGGAUCAGAUGGAACAUUCAGAAGGAACAGUAAUGCAAAUAGGGGUGCUCUCUCAAGGCAUAAGCAACCUCACGGAUAUGCUAAGCCAAGAUGAAAUGCUGAAUGACAGCAGAUUUUUAACACCUACCUUUGAAGACUGGAGAUGA